This is a messenger RNA of Pygocentrus nattereri (red-bellied piranha), 3099 nucleotides long. RefSeq names its product nucleotide-binding oligomerization domain-containing protein 2-like. Lineage: Eukaryota; Metazoa; Chordata; Actinopteri; Characiformes; Serrasalmidae. The record is from RefSeq and is a predicted model, not a curated record. The transcript is spliced from 9 exons. Bases 100 to 2952 code for a protein of 950 amino acids.
AGAGCUGAUAGUAGCUGAUAGUAGCUGGUGGUUAAAGCUAAGACGUACAAACAGCUCUGUAAAGUAAAAGAAACGUCAACACAGAGUAGGCAGGUUGCCAUGGUUUCAGCCCAGGAGCUCCUGCACUCCCACCGGGAGGUCCUACUGGACUGGCUGAGUGUAAAUCCCACCCCACUCCUGCGCUGGCUUGCAGACGCCGGCGUCCUGACAGCAGAACAGUACAGGGCUGUGCUUGAGCGCUCCCCCACCAACAAGGUGGCCAACGUCCUGGAGCAGGUGUGUGCGAAUGAGCAGAACAGCCAAGGGUUCCUGCAGGUGCUGCAGCAGGUUCAGGGUUAUUACUGCACACAGCUGCAUGAGUGGAUCCACCAGCACUGCACAGAAACACCACCAGAACCACCAUCAGAACCACAACCCAACCCACCAGGAGGAAAAAAGAAAACAAAAAGUCUAUUGUCUAAGUGGUUUCCCAAAGGUAAAUCUCAGGAGUUCACCUUACCUCAGAAGGACGAAGCAGUAAACAACACGAAGAACCUGAAAUCAGUCGGCAUGAAAGUCCCUCUAAAUGCUCACAAGAACACUCUUCUCCGUCAGACUGAGAGACUCAUGAGUUAUUCUGAAGGAGAAGGACAGGACUCUAGCUCCCACGCCCACAUCGACAUCCGCUACACCGAGCUGUUUGUCACUGAAGAUGACGAAGGGGUAACCCAUGGCCAGCACGAAUAUUUCACACUUGCCAGCCGUCGGUCUCCAAUCUACCCCCACCAGACCUGCAGAUUAAUCCAGCCCCGUGACCUACUAAACCCUGGAUCUCAAACGGGAUGUUCCCCACAGCGGGUGAAGGUAAAGGGCAUCGCUGGGAUUGGUAAAAGUGUGGCUAUGCAGAGGCUUCUGUAUGAAUGGGCUUUGGGAAAACACCUCCAGAAUUUCUCCUGUGUGUUUGACCUUCGUUUCCGUGAGCUCAAUCUGAUAGACGGCCCUAUAAGCUUGCAUGAGUUGCUAGCAUCCCGAUUCCUGUACCUGCAAGACAUUCUGCUAGACUUGUUCAAGCACGCCAAAUCUUUGCUCUUCAUCCUGGAUGGACUGGAUGAGUUUAGACACCGUCUGGACUGGAAUAGUAAAGACAGGGACUUAACUGUAGAAUCAAAAAUUCCUGUUCCAGAGCUGCUAGUUGCCCUAGUUGGAGGAAACCUCCUUCCGGAGUGCUCGGUCAUCCUGACUACAAGACCAUCCACAGAUGCACCCAAGCGGUUCUUUCCACGUUGCUGCGUGGUCCUGGGGUUUCAAGAGAAGCAUGUUGAAGAGUACACAAUGAAAUUCUACAAGGAUCCUUUAGUGGCUGAGAAGGUCUUUAGCUACAUAGUGAGGAAUGACAACUUGUUUGCCUUGUCCUUCAUUCCCCUCUAUUGCUACAUCAUAUGUUCUGCCCUAGCCGAGUUCUUCUCCACAGACCACAACAAUGAGGAAGAGUCCCUCGACCUCAAUCCCCCGAGAACAGUCAGUGAGGUUUACUACUUUUACCUCUACACCACCAUAAAGCAUCAUGCACUGAAGGACAAAGCUGAGACAAACUCACGGCCACAGAUUCUGGCGGUAGUGAAAGAGCAGCUCAUGAACCUGGGAAGGAUGGCGUAUGAAAACCUGCUGAGGAACAGGAUCCUGUUUGACAGGGAAGAUUUGGAGAAAUUUGGCCUUGAUCCCCGAGGUAUCCGGAGCACCUUCCUUAGUCAGAUCCUUGUGUCCGUGAAGGAGGAGAAGGUGGAAAUGUUUGCUUUCUUCCACUUGACAAUCCAGGAGUACCUUGCUGCCUUAUUCUGUGUGGUCAGCUUCUCCAGUUACACAGAAAUCCUGACAGGACUUGAUUACUGGUGUUUUGGAGAACUUCGACCACCGGCUGAGAACCCUCCCCUCACUCUCAACCCUUUGCCUGCUGGAGAUGAUCUAGAGUGUCCUCGUGUGGAGAACCUGCAGAUGUUUACCCGAUUCUUUUCUGGGCUGUUGAGGGCUCGGCUCUCAAGGCUACUAGAGGGGAUGGUGGAAAACAGUUUUGGGGGUGAUGAUGGGGAAUUGCCCUACCAGCUUGGUGAUUGGUUUCAGUGCCAGUUUAAAAACAGGAAUCUCCCCAAUCAGAUGACUCUGAACCUCCUCCACUGCCUGAUGGAGCUGCACUUGCAGGAGACCACCGGCAGGGCAGCACCAGAGAUUAGCAGGCUGAACCUGUUUAAGAUGAAGCUGAGUGUGGUGGACUGUGCCGCUGUGCAUUAUGUACUGCAGUUCUCUAAACACCUCCUGAAGGAGCUAAACCUUGGCUACUCCAACAUCGGUAACAAGGGCUUCAGCCGGCUCGGGCCAAUCCUUCAUCGCUGCGAGUCACUGUACAUACGCUACAAUUGCUUGGGGACAGAUGCUGCAAUCUUGGAGUCCACAGUUCUGAAGUCGGAGGACUGUCAGGUGAAAAAGCUCUUCAUGUGUGGGAAUAAGUUGGGUCCAGAGGGUGCUCGGGUGUUGUGGGAAGCACUAGAACACAACAACAGUGUGGAAGAGGUUUAUCUGGACAUCACCGGCAUCACAGAGUCAGGCACGGAGAACCUGGUCCAGUGCCUCAGCAAGAACACAGCACUGAAGAGUUUAACUGUUGUGGGGAAUGACCUUGGCGAGGUUGGCUGGGAGCGGCUAAGGGACCUGGGCCGGGUGAGGCCGGACCUCCGCAUCAUCAGCCACUUCGUGGAUGACUUGGGGCUGCUGGAGGCCUACCUGGGCUGGGUGGAGGAGAUGCGGGCAGACCAUGACCAGAUGGAGUCAGUGAAGAACGCAGAUGCUCUCCAGUCUGUCCUGAAAGGCCUGUGGCUCAGCGAAGGAACCGGAGAGAACACAGUCAAAGCCAAAGAACUGGAGACCAAAAUCCUGCAGCUGCUGGAGAACAGUGAACUGUCAGCAUUGAGCGCAAAAUGAGGAAACUACAAACUGAAUUAACAUUUCAGUCAAACUAAUUUACAUGGAAAAAAGAAAUGACACAAGACAAAGGUUUCACUAUCAUUGUCAAUUUGUACAUGUGUAUAUUUUUUGUAUCUGCAGCAGAAAUAAACAAGUACAAUUACA